Messenger RNA from Nyctereutes procyonoides (raccoon dog), 3008 nucleotides. RefSeq names its product neuronal PAS domain protein 2 (gene NPAS2). The transcript is spliced from 21 exons. The record is from RefSeq and is a predicted model, not a curated record. The coding region runs from base 86 to 2542 and encodes 818 amino acids. Gene Ontology annotation, biological process: circadian regulation of gene expression; regulation of transcription by RNA polymerase II. Gene Ontology annotation, cellular component: CLOCK-BMAL transcription complex; cytoplasm; nucleus. NCBI's taxonomy places the organism in Eukaryota, Metazoa, Chordata, Mammalia, Carnivora, Canidae. Gene Ontology annotation, molecular function: protein dimerization activity; RNA polymerase II cis-regulatory region sequence-specific DNA binding; DNA-binding transcription factor activity, RNA polymerase II-specific.
GAGGCGCGUCUCCCCGGCCCAGUCCGCGCCCGGCCCCGCGGGGUCGCCCCGGCCAGCUCCGAGGAAAAACUGCAUAGAAAAUCUAAUGGAUGAAGAUGAGAAAGACAGGGCAAAGAGAGCUUCUCGAAACAAGUCUGAGAAGAAGCGUCGGGACCAGUUCAAUGUUCUCAUCAAAGAGCUUAGCUCCAUGCUCCCUGGCAACACUCGGAAAAUGGACAAAACCACCGUGCUGGAAAAGGUCAUUGGAUUUUUGCAGAAACACAAUGAAGUCUCAGCGCAAACGGAAAUCUGUGAUAUUCAACAGGACUGGAAGCCUUCAUUCCUCAGUAAUGAAGAAUUCACCCAGCUGAUGUUGGAGGCCCUGGACGGCUUCAUCAUCGCAGUGACGACCGACGGCAGCAUCCUCUAUGUUUCUGACAGUAUCACGCCUCUCCUUGGGCAUUUACCGUCAGAUGUCAUGGAUCAGAAUUUGUUAAAUUUCCUUCCAGAACAAGAACAUUCAGAAGUGUAUAAAAUGCUUUCUUCCCAUAUGCUUGUGACAGAUUCCCCCUCCCCAGAAUACUUAAAAUCUGACAACGAUUUAGAGUUUUAUUGCCAUCUUCUCAGAGGCAGCUUGAACCCAAAGGAAUUUCCAACUUAUGAAUACAUAAAAUUUGUAGGAAAUUUUCGCUCUUACAACAAUGUGCCUAGCCCCUCUUGUAAUGGCUUUGACAGCACCCUUUCAAGACCCUGCCGGGUGCCGCUAGGAAAGGAGGUCUGCUUCAUAGCCACCGUUCGUCUGGCAACACCACAAUUCUUAAAGGAAAUGUGCAUAGUUGACGAACCCUUAGAGGAAUUCACUUCAAGGCAUAGCUUGGAAUGGAAAUUUUUAUUUCUGGAUCACAGAGCCCCUCCGAUCAUAGGAUACCUGCCUUUUGAAGUUUUGGGGACCUCGGGCUAUGACUACUACCACAUUGAUGAUCUGGAGCUCCUGGCCAGGUGCCACCAGCACUUGAUGCAGUUUGGUAAAGGGAAGUCCUGUUGCUACCGGUUUCUGACCAAGGGCCAGCAGUGGAUCUGGCUGCAGACGCACUACUACAUCACUUACCACCAGUGGAACUCCAAGCCCGAGUUCAUCGUGUGCACACACUCGGUUGUCAGUUAUGCAGAUGUCCGGGUAGAAAGGAGGCAGGAGCUGGCUUUGGAAGACCCGCCCCCUGAGGCUGUCCACGCUUCGGCACUAAAGGACAAGGGCUCCAGUCUGGACCCUACGCAGCACUUUAAUGCACUUGACGCUGGCACCUUGGGCCUUAACACCAGUCACUCACCAUCAGUGUCCUCCAGAAGCUCCCACAAAUCCUCGCACACGGCCAUGUCAGAGCCCGCCUCCACCCCGAGCAAGCUGAUGGCAGAGGCCAGCACCACGGCUUUGCCGCGAUCGGCUGCGCUGCCCCAAGAGCUCCCCGUGCCAGGGCUCAGCCAGGCAGCCACCAUGCCGGCACCCCUGCCGGCCCCAUCAUCCUGUAACCUUACACAGCAGCUCCUGCCUCAGACCAUCCUGCAGAGCUCCCCUGCCCCCAUGACACAGUUCUCAGCACAGUUCAGCAUGUUCCAGACCAUCAAAGACCAGCUGGAGCAGCGGACACGGAUCCUGCAAGCCAACAUCCGGUGGCAGCAGGAAGAGCUCCACAAGAUCCAGGAGCAGCUCUGCUUGGUCCAGGAUUCCAACAUGCAGAUGUUUCUGCAGCAGCCAGCUGGCUCCCUGAGCUUCAGCAGCGCCCCGCGGCCCGAGGCUCCACAGCAACUCCAGCAGAGGUCGGCCCCCGGCUCCCAGUCCCAGCUCGUGGCCAGCCCCCAACUUCCAGGGCAGAUGGCCUCUGCCCAGGUGGCCAACCAGCACCUGCUCAGAGAAUCCAGUGUGAUAUCAACCCAGGGCCCGCGGCCAAUGAGAAGCUCACAGAUGAUGCAGGGCAGCGGCCACUCGGUGAGCACCCUGACGCCCCAGUUCAGCAGCGCCGCGGCCGCGCUCCCGCCAGCUCUGAGCCUGACCACGCUCGCUUCUGCCUCCCAGGAUGGCAGCCAGUGCCAGCCCAGCCCAGACUUCAGCCACGAUCGGCAGCUCAGGCUGCUGCUGAGCCAGCCCAUCCAGCCCAUGAUGCCUGGGUCCUGUGACGCGAGGCAGCCCUCAGAGGUCAGCAGGACUGGACGGCAAGUCAAGUAUCCACAGAGCCAAGCCGUGUUUCAAAACGCAGACAUGCGCACCACCAGCAGCAGCACCUCGCCCCCCGUCCUGCUGAUGGGACAGGCAGUGCCCCAGCCCAGCUUCCCCACCUCCCGGCAGUCACCCCUGCAGCCCGCACAGGCCCAGCAGCAGCCACAGCACUUCCUGCAGGUACAGGCACCAAGCUCUCUGCACAGUGAGCAGCAGGACUCACUCCUUCUCUCCACCUACUCGCAGCAGCCAGGGACCCUGGGCUACCCCCCACCCCCGCAGCCCCCACGCCCUCCCCGAAGGGUCAGCGGCCUCUCCGAGUCCUCGGGCCUCCAGCAGCCACCCCGGUAGUGCCCUGGAGCCUCAGCCCAGGCACAAUCAGCUUUAACCAAUGGACAGACCAUGGGGGUGGCCAGAGGAAUUGGGGAGAGGAGUUUAAACCCUCGGCUUUUGUGCACACUGCAUACAUUUCAGAACUCCUGGAAGCUAACCGUCUCCAGAGAGCAGUGGCUGGCAUGUGGAAAGUGAUCAGGAUACUGGCCGUGUUUCCCUUGCCUCUGUUUCUCGGGCACACUCUACAGCCAGACUCGGACAGGAACCGAGGGCCCCACGUAAGUGUCGUUACUCAGUUUACUCAGCAGAUGGCACGUCUCGCUGCGUCCCUCCCGAGAGCGCACGGGUCCCUCUAGCCGGCUGUGGUCUGUCCACACCUGCUAGCUGCUGGCCUUCACUCUCUUGAUCCUCUUUCCUUGGCAUUCGAGAAGCACUGGGUCAGAGAUCUGUUGAAGAGAGAGAAUAAAAAGAUUAUUUUUCAUUA